Molecule: messenger RNA, 1364 nt
Organism: Macadamia integrifolia
Lineage: Eukaryota; Viridiplantae; Streptophyta; Magnoliopsida; Proteales; Proteaceae
Exons: 8
Coding region: 63-1265 (400 amino acids)
Molecular function (GO): protein binding
Source: RefSeq, a predicted model, not a curated record
AUUAAAUUCCAAAUUGUAUUCAUCUCUUAAAUACAGAAACUCAAGGGAAGCGUUUUCAUGCGAUGAAAACUGAAUGGGGAUCUGAUGAGUUCAUCCCACUCAGUGUGUUCAAGAACCAGUCUUACGGAUAUCUUGUUAAUGAUACAUGUGUGUUCGGGGCAGAGGUAUUUAUUAUUGGAGAGAGUAGAAGCGGACAAAAUGAAUGUUUAUGUCUUUCAAGGGGAGCUGGAUAUUAUUACAAACGGAUCGUCAGAUUGUUUAGUAAAGGACACCAUGAAGAGCCUAUAAUGAAAUCAGCCUAUGGUGUACCUAUGGGAAAGUCCGCUACAUAUGAUACUACCUUUCCUUCUUUAAAAAUAGGAGUUCCAAUGAAAUCAAUGAGAGAUGAUAUGCCAACGCACUACACAUUUAAAAUUAAAUCAUUUUCACAACUUUGCACGCUUCCUAAAAUUAGAAGUGACUCCAAGGUUUUCUAUGCUGGUGGCUAUAAAUGGAAGAUGUCUCUCUCUCUGAACAAAAACAAGCAGCAGAAAGUACAUUAUCUGUCUCUUUACUUGGGCAUCGAAGAAACUAGGUCCAUCCAGCCUGGUUGGGAGAUUGAAACAGUUUUUCGUUUAUUUGUAUUUGACCAUAUUCGAGGCCGGUAUGUGAUGCUUCAAGAAACCAAUGCAAAGUUUGACGAACCGAAUACCAAAUGGCGAGUUGGUGAGUUCAUGUCACUGGAAAGCUUUAGUAAUCCCUCUUGCGGAUUUCUAGUUAAAGAUUCCUGCGUCUUUGGAGCUACCGUUUUCGUUUGUCGGGAGAGAUGUUCGGGCAAAGGUGAAUGCUUGCAGAUGAUAACAGAAGGGGUUACUACUGAAUAUAGGUGGAAGAUAGAAAACAUUUCGCAGAUAAAAGAAAGCUGUAAAAGUGAACCAUUUGGUUCUGGAUAUCACAAAUGGACUCUCCAUUUCUAUCCUGGAGGAUGUGAAGUAGGUCUGGGAAACUAUAUUUCUCUUUUUGUGCGCCCGGGUAAUUCAAGCCUUCUUAUCGAAGGACCAUAUGUUCGUUAUUCCUUGACAGUGGUUGACCAGUCAAAUGGCAAUGGCAUUAGCGAAUGUGUUACUUAUCACUUUCCAGUCAAAGGAAAGGGUUGGGGUUAUCCGAAGUUCAUGCCACUUUGUGUGUUUUCUGAUCCAUCCAAAGGAUUCCUUGUGGAAGAUACUUGCAUCAUUUCAGCAAAUUUCACAAUCAUUGGAUCAAUUGAAAUUUUUCGCGAAUUUUAGUACAGGUAUCUUGAGUGAAAGAAUCCAUUUGAUCCCUUCUUUUUUACUGUUAUAUAGGAUAGCUUUUUCAGAAUCACUCUUCCUUCAGACUUAGUUGAA